Molecule: messenger RNA, 1653 nt
Organism: Penicillium chermesinum
Lineage: Eukaryota; Fungi; Ascomycota; Eurotiomycetes; Eurotiales; Aspergillaceae
Product: GMC family oxidoreductase
Exons: 1
Coding region: 1-1653 (550 amino acids)
Molecular function (GO): flavin adenine dinucleotide binding; oxidoreductase activity, acting on CH-OH group of donors
Source: RefSeq, a predicted model, not a curated record
AUGGAGGUCGAUUACAUUAUUGUAGGAGGGGGCCUGACGGGCUGUGCGGUUGCCUCCCGUCUGAAGCAGCGAGCCCCGUCCCUUGACAUCAUGGUUAUCGAAGGGGGCAGCGAUGCCUCAAGUAAUCUCGACACGCAGACAUUCCACGGUCUCUUUUCUCUCCUAGGAUCUAACCUAGAUUGGACUUAUACGACGGAACCCCAGCCAAAUACUUGCAAUCGAACACACGAGGUUCAUGCGGGGAAGGCCUUAGGAGGAGGAAGUACCAUCAACUUCGGAGGUUGGAGCCGCGGGGAUGCGGCGGACUAUGACGAUUGGGCUACGAUAGUCAGCGAUGAACGAUGGAGCUACAAUGGGUUACUCCCUUACUUUCGCCGGUCCGAAUCUUUCUUUGAUCCUCAAGCGGAUCCUUAUCAUCACGGAUUCGACGGGCCCGUGAAGAUUACCUCUGUUUCCGCAAGUGACCCCGGUCGACGAUAUCCAUUGCGUGAACCAAUAAAGCAAGCGUGGGAGGAAAUUGGUGUUCCCUUCAAUCCUGACGGCUGUAACGGGAGCUCAUAUGGUGUCUGCGAAUUCUUGGAGACUUGGAGUCAAGGCAAGCGGCAGGCAUCACAGCAGGCAUAUAGCUUGGAUGGUGUCAGGGUGGUUACGGACACGAUUGUCGACCGGGUUCAAUUUGAGCCAAGCAACGGAAACGCAUUUCGAGCCUCCGCUGUCAUCCUGGCUGACGGCCAAUGUGUGCGAGCACGAAAAGAAAUUGUCCUUUCUGCGGGCAGCAUCCGAACACCCCAGAUCCUCAUGUUAUCCGGGGUUGGACCAGCAAGCGAAUUAUCUCAGCAUGGGAUCCCCCAAAUCAUCGAUGCACCAGAAGUGGGGAAAAACCUGAACGACCAUUUCGCACUCUAUCAGGUUUUCAAAUUACGGGACCACGAAAGAGGACUAGCCCUCGGACAUCCCAGCCUGUCUGAUCCCGCAUUCAUGAAUGGUUUCCCUACUGAUUGGGCGACAAAUCAGGAUAUACCAACAGAAAAGUUGGAGGCUGCAAUGCGAAGUGAUAACGUGCGAUUCGGCAAUAAUGCGCCGCGUCUCCUAAAGCCAGGACGCCCGCUAGUUGAGACAUUGGUCAUAUAUGCUCCGGCGGGGAUCCCCAACGCUCCCAAUGAUGGAAGUUUGGUCGUAACAUCAGUCAUGCUGCUUGGUUCCACUUCUCGCGGAUCAGUCACCAUCCGUUCUAAAUCGCCCACUGACCCUCCCAAGAUUUACUCGAAUUACUUUGACACAGACGUUGACCGUGUCACUCUGAUACAUGGCGCCCGUCGUACUAUGCAGGCAUUACUAGAUACAAAUGCAUUGGCCGAUUACAUAGAAAGCGAAGUACCCCCACCAGGUAUGCCGGCUCUCACGUCUCAAUCAUCGGAUGAAGAAUUUGAGGCGCGUAUCCGUGCGACAGGCAUGGCCCAUCAUCAUCCAGCAGGUACCGCUGCCAUGGGAAAAGUGGUCGAUACCAACCUACGCCUUUUGGGGGUCGAAAACCUUCGUGUUGUUGAUGCAAGCGUUUUCCCAUUGAGUAUUGGAGGGCACCCACAAGCGACCCUUUAUGCAAUUGCAGAACAAGCGGUUGAUAUCAUUCUUGGGCGCGAGCCGCUGAAUUAA